AUGCACCUAUAACUGUGCCUUGGUUCUCAUGGAAUUUAAACUUAGUACCAUAUUAGAGUAAAUAUUUGGGAUGAGUGGAAUGUUGCAACUAAACGUUCUUAUUUCAUUAGUUUGACCAUUAAAGAUAAUUUAGCACCAUAUCUUUUGCAUGCAGUUCCAAGUGUCAUUCCCACAAUUUAUAUCACACGAUCAUUUUAAUUCAGCUUUCCAUAUUCAUAUGUCACAGAUAGAGAGAGUGAUACAAUUUCAUUCACUUGCACAACUUCAUCAAGCAUUGGUUUUAGCACUAACUGGAUUACAACUACUAUAGACCCUUAAGGAGACUUGAUGAUCAGUGGUUAAUCACCAAGAGAAAAUAAAUAUGCUGGAACAUACACCUUUAGUUGUUAGCUGAAGGAUGAUUUUGAUGGCACUCCAAAUAUCUACACAUUUACACUUGAGGUAAAACCUAAACCUCAGAUUAAGAUUGAUAGGGUUUAAGAUGAUAUCAAAUUUUUGGUCCCCAAAAAUAUCACUUUGGAUUUCAAUGGAUUUUUUUCAGAUUAACUUGGAGAACCCUUUACAAUAAAAAUUUUAAUCAAUGGAACUUUGUAUAAUCCUGCUAAUAUUCCAUGGCUAUAAUGGGAUUCAGCAAACCUAUUGAUGGAUAUCAUGGGAUCAAACAAUUCACAUGGAGGCAAUCAUUCAAUUUAAAUUUAAUUUGACGACUCAAUUUCAGUACCUUCAUUUCUUAAUUUCAAAGUAGAAAUAAUACAAAACUGGCCAUUAAGAAUUAUUAAUCCUCUCAAAGUAAUAAGUGCCUAGGCUAAUUCACCAUUUUAAAAGUCAAUUAACAUUUCAAAUGUAUUAUAUGAUCCCGAAGGUAUUGAUUUCAACUAUUAUAUCUAAGAGGAAGAUUCAAAAAAGCAAUUGCCUUACUUUAUUUAUAAAAAUUUUCCAAAUGGCACUUUUGGAGGUUAUGCUAAUGAUGUCAAUAUUGGAUCUUAUAAUUUGGAAUAUGUAGGUAUAGAUAAUGCUGAUUAAAAAACUUUUGUCAAAUUCACAUUUAUUGUUAGGCACUAUAAUGCUUGCGAGGAGUGCAAAUAAGGAUUUUACUUCUAUUUUAAUGAAUGCUUAGACUCCUGCUUUCCAGGAACCUAUGCUGACGAUGUUGCCAAAAUUUGCAGAAAGUGUCCUUAAGAAUGUGUGUAUUGCUCUGGCCCCGAUAGAAAAUCAUAAUGCUCAAGAUGUCACUUUGGAUACUUUUUUUACAAUAAUGGAUGCUGGAAAACAUGCCCUGAUGGACUUUAUGGAGAUAAAUAUGAGGAAUGCCAUAGAUUUUGUACCACAUGCUAUGGACCAAGCUACUCUAACUGCUUUAGCUGUCAAAAAGAGUAUUCAAAAAAUGAGAAAAAUUAAGUAGCAAUGAUGGGCUAUCUUCUAGUUGGAACUGAGUGCAAAGUGCCUAAAUGUAAAGAUAAACAGUAUUUUGAGUGGUUUCCCUAUCUUAUUAAAGGUCAUCAUAGUGGAUAAUGCUAAGACUGCCAUCUAACUUGCAAAAAAUGCUUAGGUCCAAAUGCCAAUGAUUGUCUAUAGUGUAUAUUAGGAUAUGAAUUCGAUGAUUAACUCUUUAUUUGUAUAAAAUGCGAAGAUUUCUAUGGUAUCGCAACUAAUCUUGAAGGGGAAUGUGAGGAUAUUUGUGGAGAUGGAAUAGUUGUAGAAAAAUAAUGUGAUGACGGUAAUCUAAUAUCUGGUGAUGGGUGUAAUGAUUAAUGUGAAUUGGAGUUUGGCUAUGAAUGCUUAUUUCCAAACUAAACUUGCAGAGAAAAUAUCAGGCCUGAAAUCUAAAUUAUCUCUGUUAGUUCAGUAAAUCAAAUCUUCAUAGAAUUUACAGAGGAGAUAUAUAUUGAAAAUUCAACCACAAUAAGCCCUUUUAACAUGGAAGUAUUAAUAACUGGAAGUUUGCUUUAGUAUAACUUUUAAUGGAGAAUUGUAUCGGAUUAGAACAAAAUUAUCCCAAAUAAGCCUAUAAAAAGAUUCUCAAUUAUUCUUUUUGACAUUAAACAAACUCUGUUUGGAACUGAAACUAUUAGCAUAAGAUUUAUUAAUGAGACUUAAAUCUUUGAUCCAGCUGGAAAUACUCUGCAGAAUAGCUAAAUUAUUACAAAUCCACAGUUGUUUAUAUAUCUUACUCCGAUGGAAAAGAAAGUAUCAGAUGAGGGAGGUGCCUCAGUAAAAGUUUCCUUUCUUUCUGUUUGCAGUUUCAAUAUUGCUUUCAAGAUUUUAAUGAAUUCAUCAAUGCAAUUUUUAUGGGGACUUGUUCAUGCCUUACAAGUAUUCAACUUCUUACUUUACAUCAAUAUUGAUUUUCCUGAAAAUGUGUCAGUAUUUUCAGAUUAUCUUUCAGUGGCAUCAGGCGAUAUCGAAGAAUUUGAUACCAUAAUUCCAAAUUUUUCAAACUUAUUGAUUGAUGAAAAUUAGCUCAAUGAACCUUAUGAUUAAUAUAUAUUGGAUGAAAAAUUCAAGAAUAAUGACAUUUCACCUUACUUUGUAAUUGCUUUUGGAUAAAAAUUAACUCUAUGGUGCAUUGGAAUAUUGCUCAUAUUACCAAUUACAUUAAUACUUAAUAAAAUUUGCAAAAAGGUUUAAUUCUGGGAGGAAAUUAUCUCAGGAUUUUUCUUUAACGCUCCUCUCAGAACAUUUGUAGAGAUGUACAUUGAACUAAUUUUAUAAGUACUAAUAAAUACCAAAUUCAUUAAGUUCAGAAAUUUUAGCUAAGUAAUCUCAACUUUAUUUGCUUUUAUUUUUGGAGCCAUUUCUUUGCUUUUGCCAUUCCUAGCAAUGACUGUGAUCUAUCAAAAUCGAAAAAAAAUUAAACAAAAUUCUUGGAAUAGCAGAUUUGGAAUGCUUACUGAGGAAGUUAGAAGUAACAAUAUAAUAUAACUGUACUAUUACCCGAUAAUGAUGUACUAAAGACUACUUAUUUCAGGAGUUAUUGUUUAUUUCUCUAGCGAUCCUGUCCUUCAAUGCUCGCUAAUUAUUUUCAUAAAUAUGAUAAUGAUUGCAUAUCUAAUAAUUUUCAGACCAUUUAAAAGAGAGAGCUAGUAAGCAACUAGUGUUAUUGAUGAAUUUAUUAUCAUGAUAUGUGUAUUGAUUUUUAUCUACAUUUACCAAGCACAUACUGGACCUGAAGAAGCUAAGGGAGCAGGCUGGUUUAUUAUCCUAUUAAUUAUGCUUAGUGUCAUAAAAAAUCUCUGCAUAGUUAUAUUCUAUGGUAUCAUAGUUGCGAGGAAUAAAUAUUUGAAUAUAUUUAGAAAAGAUGAUGAGUAAUAGGACUCACCCAUAUCAAGUGUUGCCACUAAUGAAAGUGCAGAGUAAUUGUAACUUGAUAGCAAUGAAAUUUAUGAAGAGAUAUUAAGAGACUAAUCUAGUGCUUACAGUUUUACUUUAAGUAAAUAUAAUUCAACAAAGCCUGAAUCAAUUAAAACUAGAGAGCAGAAAAAAUCUAAAAACUCCAUAUUCUUAAAUCUUGAAGAAAUCAAUAAGAUGGUUUAAAAAUAAAAUCCUAAAAGAUAGGUAAUAUCUAAUUAAAAUAAAUUAACUAGCCUAGAUAAAUAAGAAAAAUAAAAUGAUAUUUGA
Messenger RNA from Stylonychia lemnae, 3618 nucleotides. The record is from the annotation of a GenBank genome assembly. NCBI's taxonomy places the organism in Eukaryota, Ciliophora, Spirotrichea, Sporadotrichida, Oxytrichidae.